This is a messenger RNA of Clonostachys solani, 1479 nucleotides long. NCBI's taxonomy places the organism in Eukaryota, Fungi, Ascomycota, Sordariomycetes, Hypocreales, Bionectriaceae. The record is from the annotation of a GenBank genome assembly.
AUGAGCAACGACAAACAUAGCAUUGCGGCUGACGACCCAAAAGUCGACUGCAUAGACGAUACGCAAGCUGUUCACUAUGUCAUUGAUCCAGACGAAGAAAAGGCCGUUAUCAAAAAGCUUGACCGGGUUAUUCUGCCCUUGAUGGCCUUGGUCUCCUUUUUCCAAUAUCUAGAUAAGCAGAGUAUCAACUAUGCAUCUGUCUUCGGGCUCUCCGAUAACCUGAACCUCACGAACGGCGAGUACUCUUGGGCAGUCUCAUUAUUCUACUUUGGACAGUUCGUAUCGGAGUACCCCGCUGCUUAUCUUAUGAGUCGUUUCAACGUGGUGCGAUUUAUUGGUAUUUGCAUCAUUCUAUGGGGAGCAGUGGCAGGCUGUUUGGGAGCAUCCCAGAACUUUUCUAGCCUGGGAGCAAUCCGAUUCCUCCUCGGCCUUACCGAAGGCGCAGUUGCUCCGUCUUUUAUGAUUAUAACCAGCACGUGGUAUAAGCGACGCGAGAAUCCAAUCAGAGUAGCUGUCUGGGUAUCAAUGUUCGGGGUCUCCCAGAUAGCUGGUGCGCUGAUGAUGUAUGGCAUCGGCCUAGCGAAGAUGUCUAUCCAGACCUGGAGGGUCAUGUUCAUCGUCUGUGGUGGCCUUACGAUUCUUGCCGGUGUGCUGUUCAUCCUGUUCAUGCCCCGAGACCCAUCUUCUGCCUGGUUCUUGAAGGAGCAUGAGCGCAAGAUUGCUGUAGAGCGUCUUGCACUCGACCGAGCGACCAGAGAUCGUUCCGAAUUCAAUGUUUCUCAGAUGAAGGAGGCUUUCCUCGACCCUCGAACAUGGCUGUAUUGUUCAAUGGCUCUCUUCAUCUGCAUUCCAACCCCGAUCGUCAAGUUCUCCUCGAAAGUCAUCCACGGAUUCGGCUACACACCAUUAGUAACGAUGCUUGUCGGCCUUCCCGGAGGUGCCAUAGCCUUCACACUGAUUUGGAUCGGUGCCAUCGGCCCGCUCUACUUCCCCAACAGUCGAUGUUUCUUUGGCAUUUUCUUGGCUCUGAUGCCGAUGAUGGGUAGUUUGCUAGUCUUAUUUCUCCCACAAGCCCAGCCUUGGGGCAUCGUUGCUGGCACUUGGUUUGCCGCAAGCACUGCACCACCAUUGGGACAGGCCAUGGCGCUCAUGGCCGCAAACGUGAAAGGAAACACCAAAAAGUCAGUCGUGGGGGCCCUUUUCUUCAUAUUUUAUUGCGUCGGCUGCAUUGUCGGGCCGCAGCUUUGGCAAGAGCCCGAUGCCCCUCGCUACACCAAAGGCUGCAUCGCCAGCGUUGUCAGCUGGUGCCUGCUUGUUUGUGCCUUCACUCUAUUCUACGUCACAGGGCGAAGCAGCAAUGCAAAACGCGACGCCGCCUCCCACCAGGCUCUUGGUGAAGUUGCCACUGAAGGUUUGGGGGUUGCGAUCGAUGAUGACAGCACGGAGCGCCAGGACAAACUCUUCAGAUACUCGCUUUAA